GGAACUUACUCUAACUCUGGCCCCCUCCACUUGACCACAUCGCAGACUAGCAGUCAUGUCGACACUGGAGAGUCUCCUUCCGCAUGCACGCCGAUAUCUCGAAGGAAUGAUAUUAGACGAAGGCCUCCCCAGGCCGCUGUUCAGAGGACGAUUACCAGAGUGCUGGGAGCGGAAAGCAACCUCGACCACGGCUUCAGUGUUCUCGUUGGUCAAUGCUGACGGACUGGCAAUCGACGUGGGACUGAACGUGUUCAAGUUUCAGGAUGGAGAGUCGUCGGCACUAUACAUUACGGAGGGUGGAAUUGACUCGUCCUAUCCAUUCUACUACUACGAAGUACGUAUCACUGUGGUCAUGAAUCACCUGCAGAGCAAUUCGAAGUGAGUCAUGCAGCCCAAUGACCUGUGCAAUUGACAUAUCCGCGACUACCAAGCAUAUGCAUUAAGACGGGGUUUGUGUCUGAAUUACCUUGACCUUUGCCUCGUAU
Molecule: messenger RNA, 485 nt
Organism: Phanerochaete carnosa HHB-10118-sp
Lineage: Eukaryota; Fungi; Basidiomycota; Agaricomycetes; Polyporales; Phanerochaetaceae
Exons: 1
Coding region: 56-382 (108 amino acids)
Source: RefSeq, a predicted model, not a curated record